This is a messenger RNA of Nematostella vectensis (starlet sea anemone), 3139 nucleotides long. Its product is annotated as cyclin-dependent kinase 11A. Gene Ontology annotation, biological process: regulation of mitotic cell cycle; protein phosphorylation. Gene Ontology annotation, molecular function: cyclin-dependent protein serine/threonine kinase activity; ATP binding. Bases 149 to 3016 code for a protein of 955 amino acids. NCBI's taxonomy places the organism in Eukaryota, Metazoa, Cnidaria, Anthozoa, Actiniaria, Edwardsiidae. Gene Ontology annotation, cellular component: nucleus. The transcript is spliced from 13 exons. The record is from RefSeq and is a predicted model, not a curated record.
AAUUCUCACGUUCGCUGUACGCUUUCAAGAUGGCGGCCUACUCGCUCAAUAUGGCGAACAUUUGAAAACUUGAUUUUAUAAAGGUGCUUAUGCAUUUAUUUCUUGAAUAAUCCAAAAAAUUAGGCUAUUAGAUCAAUGUGCUUAGAUCAUGUCGACUAGUUCAACCAAAUUACACAAGAAGCGCGGGUAUGGUACCGACGAUGAGCCAAGAACGAGCGACGAGUGGAGAGGAGAGAGAGGCCCAGACUGGAAGGUGAAAACGCUAGAUGAAAUACUUUCUGAGAAACGCAGAAAACUGGAAGGCGGCGAGGAGAGCCCUCCACCUCGGGAAUCGCUCAUAUCGCCAUCGACGCCUUCUGAAGUGAUCUACCAGAUGAGCCCUGUGCGGAGCAGUCCAUCUUUGUCAACAGGGAGUAUCACCCCAAGAAAAAGCAAGAUCUCUUUACGGGAUGACGAGGAGCAAAUGCCACCCCCUAGAAAGCGUAAAGGAACUGAGGGAGAGGAGGGUGAAAUACUAAGUGAUGGCUCAGAUGGAGAAGGUCGAGCUGGUCGUGGUAAAAGACAGAAAAGUGCUGGAUCUGGCCAGGAAAUCCAGACAACAGAAGAGAAAACUACUGAGAGUGCAGAGGGUUCUUCAGAAGAAGAAGAAAUGGAUGAUGAAGAUGAAGAUCAUGAUGAUGAUGAUGAUGAUGAGGAGGAGGAGGAUGAGGAUGGAGAUCAAGAAAUAAAAGGACCCAUUAAAACUGCAGAAGAGAGUGAUGAUAAUUCUAGUGGAUCAGAUGAUGAAAGUGAAGAGAGUUCAGAAGAGGAAGGGAACCAAGAAUCAGCUGUCAACAAACAGGAAACUGCUACGCAAGAUGAAAGCUCUGAUAGUGAGGAAAGCUCUGAAGGAAGCUCAGAGGAGGAUGAAAGUGAGACUAGUGAGGAGGAGAGAGGGGAAGAGGUGACUGCAGUCCCAGCCCAACCCACUACUGCAAUAACGGAAGAGGAGGAGGACCCUGAGGAUAUUCACAAGGAAUUACUCAAGGCUGCAGCCUCUAAGAAACAAGAUCGAAAGUGGAAGGAGGAAAGAGUCAAACAGGAAUCAAAAGACCUUAGGGAAAGAAUAUCUUCUUCUGAGCAUAGGCAUAGAGAUGGCAGAGAGUCCUGGAGGGAAAAACCUAAACACAGAAGACGAAGCCAUGAGGAGAGAGAGCAGAGAAGAGAUCGUUUUAGAGAUAGAGAUGAAAAGGGUAGCGACCUGGAAAGGAGAGAUGGAAGGAGAGAGGCAAUGAAAGCCAGUAAUAGGGAGAAUCGGACAGCUGAUCUAUUAGAGAACAAGACUGUAGAUGCAGAUGUUAGGUCUGCAAGUCGGGACUCACACUCAAGAACAAGUGAGGGUGGGGAUAAGAGAGAUAUAAGAGCAAAAGAAACUGAUAGUCAAAGAGUAAAAAGCAAAAUCAGAAGCCGCGAUCUACCUACAGAAAAAGAAAAGACAAGUCGCAGCAGUAGUGAGCUAUCAGGAGAUAGUCAGGGUUCUACAAGGCCACGUUGCAGACCUGCUGAGCCUGAAGGAACUCGAGAUAGAAAAAGAGGCAAAGAAUCUGAAAGCUUAUCCAAAGUUGCUGUAGUGAAACCCAAGGAAAAAAGAGAUUCUUCAGGGAAAAAAGAUCAAUCAGAGACCACGCCUAAUCCAGAAAUACAGAAACAGAAUGAGGUGGAGUCACUGGUGCUUACAGAACUGGAGAGAAAACAAUUUAAUACUGAAGUUGUUGAUGUGGAAAGUGAAGAGAGUAGUGACACUGAUUCAUCUGAGUCUGCAGAGGAACCAGAACAUGAUGAUUCUGCUCAGGAGGAAAAGGUUGAACCAGAGGAGGAGAAACCAGGGUUACCAGACUAUCUACCUGCCAUUCAGGGCUGCCGUAAUGUGGAGGAGUUCCAGUGGUUAAACCGGAUAGAGGAGGGGACUUAUGGAGUGGUGUACAGGGCUAAAGAGAAGGCAUCAGGUGAGGUCGUAGCAUUGAAGCGGUUGAAGAUGGAAAAAGAAAAAGAGGGAUUCCCCAUCACUUCAUUGAGAGAAAUCAACACUCUGCUAAAAGCACAACACCCAAACAUUGUGCACGUGCGGGAAAUUGUUGUGGGCAGUAACAUGGACCGGAUCUACAUUGUGAUGGACUAUGUUGAACAUGAUCUCAAGACUUUGAUGGAGCACAUGACAAGCCCUUUCACAGUGGGAGAGGUAAAGACACUUCUCAUCCAGUUGUUAAGAGCUACAGCCCAUCUCCAUGACAACUGGAUACUACAUCGAGACCUUAAGACAUCCAAUCUUCUCCUUAACAACAGGGGCAUUCUCAAGGUUGGGGACUUUGGACUAGCACGAGAGUAUGGAUCUCCUCUCAGACAUUACACACCUAUUGUGGUGACAUUAUGGUACAGAGCACCGGAACUGUUAUUGGGAAUAAAGGAGUACUCCUGUCCUAUUGAUAUGUGGUCUGUUGGUUGUAUAUUUGCUGAGUUGCUGACAAUGGAACCCCUUUUUCCUGGCCGCUCUGAAAUAGACCAAAUCAACAGGAUAUUUAAGGAGCUGGGAACACCUAGUGACAAAAUAUGGCCUGGUCCACCAGCAUACUCUGAACUACCCCAUGUGAAAAAGAUGACAUUUACAGAAUACCCCUACAACCAGCUCAGGAAUCGGUUUGGAACUUAUCUUACGGAUAAGGGCUUUAGUCUGCUCAACAGGUUCUUGACAUAUGACCCUAAGAAAAGAAUAACAGCUGAAACAGCCUUGAAGGAAGACUAUUUUCUUGAGGCCCCCAAACCCAUUGACCCUUCCCUGUUCCCAACCUGGCCAGCAAAGAGUGAAAUGCAGAAAAUGCCUCGCCGCAAGGACCAUUGCCACAGCCCCAAACCUCCAGAGGGCGGGGAGAUGUUUUCCAAACUGAAAGAUGAAGGGGACAGUGAUGGUUCUGGUGGAUUCCAUAUGUUGACCUCCAAGAAAGGCACAGCUGCAGUGCCUGGCUUUAGCAUCAAGUUCUAAGCUAAACUCGAAGAUCCUUCACAUGCACUGAGUCUGAAGAGUGAAUCUAAAGCCUUGUAAUAUACUGUAUAGUUUGUAGUGUUGUAAAACAUUUGUACAAACAAUAAAUCAAAUUUACAUGUU